Acanthochromis polyacanthus (spiny chromis) is the source of this 1696-nucleotide messenger RNA. RefSeq names its product mono-ADP ribosylhydrolase 1 (gene macrod1). NCBI's taxonomy places the organism in Eukaryota, Metazoa, Chordata, Actinopteri, Pomacentridae. Gene Ontology annotation, biological process: peptidyl-glutamate ADP-deribosylation; purine nucleoside metabolic process; DNA damage response. The transcript is spliced from 10 exons. Gene Ontology annotation, molecular function: ADP-ribosylglutamate-[protein] hydrolase activity. The coding region runs from base 136 to 1248 and encodes 370 amino acids. Gene Ontology annotation, cellular component: nucleoplasm. The record is from RefSeq and is a predicted model, not a curated record.
CACACUUUAACUUCCAAAACAAAAAUGGCACAUGGGAAGUGACUGUGGGAGGUGUGUUCGUAUCGAAAACGAAACAGAACGACAGUGUGACCGACACAGAGCAGUAGCAGCACGAACCAUUAUCCUCCUCGGUGUAUGUCAGUCAUGGCACUGCAAAUGUCAGCUCGGGUUUCACAUGUCAAAACCCUGCUUACCACUGGCCCGCUGUCCCGAGCCGGUGUCAAGUUCAAGCACAUCCUAACUCCAGGGAGCCCCCAGCAGGGAGGGCAGCCAGCAACAGGUCUGCUCCACGGCCAUAUUAACGUUGCCCCCCGGGCUGCCAGGCUCUCAACGACAACAGUGACAGCAGCGGUUUGGAAGUCCAGUCAGGUGAACGGGUCCUCCUCACCCCGGGCAAGGAGAGGCUGGCUGGGCAAGUUGGCCCUCGGUGCUGUCCUCGGAGUCAGCGCAGCCACGCUGGUCCAGUGUGUCCACACAGGAUCCUUCACCGCCAUGGCCCUCAAAAAAGUUAACCUGGACUCUCCUCAGGGAGACUGGAAGGAGACCAAGGACUUCUUGCUGUCUCUGUCCGUGAAGGACAGACGUCAAUACCACAGGACUUCUGGCUCUGUGCCGCUGGAUGACAUCCCAGUGUGGACUCCGGCUGCAGGUGGCUCUGAGCCAAGUCGCUACCCGAGGAAUGAAAAAUUGGACCAGAAGAUUUCCGUCUACAAUGGCGACAUCACCAAGCUGGAGAUAGACGCUAUUGUCAAUGCAGCCAACAACAGUCUGCUCGGUGGAGGUGGAGUGGACGGAGCGAUCCACCGCGCUGCAGGUCCUUUGCUGAAAAAGGAGUGCGCUUCCCUCCACGGUUGUGAGACGGGAGAAGCCAAGAUCACCUGCGGCUACGGCCUUCCGGCAAAAUAUGUCAUCCACACGGUGGGACCGAUUGCACAGGGAGGAGUUGGAGAGACGGAGAGGAAAGCACUCAGGUCCUGCUACAAGAACAGCAUGAAAACUGCAACUGAAAAUGCUGCACGUUCUGUGGCUCUCCCUUGCAUCUCCACCGGAAUUUACGGAUAUCCACCUGAGCAGGCUGUGCACGAGGCGUUAGCAACUGUGAGGGAGUUUCUGGAUGCACAUCAUGACAAGCUGGACAGAGUCAUCUUCUGUGUGUUCUUGCCGACGGAUAAGGAGCUGUAUCUGCAGAACCUCCCGCUGUACUUCCCUGCUGCUCCAGCGAAGGCCACUGUCAAGAGUAAACUCUAAGAGGGUGGACUUGUCAGAUUUGGUUGCUGUGGCUACACACUGCUACACUGAACAUCCAGAUCCCUCCUCCUCCUCUUCCUCCUCGCUGUCGACACAGAUCAAGACCUCCUUCAGCGGGAAGAUAAGUCGUAAAUGGCUGAUUGCUUUUUUGAAGAGCACACGGGCUCCCCUGCAGAUGUUGAGUAGUUUUUCUGUUUUUCUCCCCGCUAAUGGCUGAGGUUAAGAGAAAUGUUGUGAUGAAGGUGAGAAAUGAUUUUGACAAUUCCCAUGAAAAAUGGACUGUGUGUCGCUUAAGCUGCUCCCUCCCUGUGAUCACUGGUGGCUUUGCAUCAGACUUCCAACCCCCCCAUGAAUUAUGUGUCUUCUGUGCUACAGCAUUUGAAUACUUGGAUUCCAGUGUGUGUGAGCGACACGCCACAAAAAGCUUAUUAAAAGAAAUCUCACGGGC